CCUUUAACUGAAGUGUCAACCGUUGUAGAUGAUUUCAUCAACAGUACAAUAAUAAUGAUGAAAUACCAGUCUUCAUACCUGAAAAUGAUCCACAAAUAUGGGAAGCAAAGCAUACCACCUGUAUCAAAGGAUAUUUUUGCAGACAUAUUCAAAGCUUUCACGAAGAUGUGUUGUCUUCUUCCUGUACCAGGAUCAGCAUGGAGAUCGAUAAUGAAUAUUCAUCAGGUUGAUGUUACAUCAACACCUGAUGUUGUAAUUAUGACAAAGGAUCAUCUGCAUAGUCAGUUUCCAGAAACUUCAUCUGUUGUGUCCAUUGCAGAGCUGAAAAAUUUAGGUGUUUUUACAAAUGAUGAUGAUGACGAAAACAAUGACGAAGAACGAACAACUAGAACUCACAGGAAUACAUCAUCUGAUUCAUCUGAGCUGAAAGAAGCAGACGACAGUGAACAAUCGGUUCAUGAAAAACCAGCUAUUCUUAAAAGAGUUGGGCAAAAAGUUCUUGGACAGCAUGGGGGAGAGCUAUUACUACAUCAGUCUUUAUAUCGACAAACUCUUGACAAAGAGCGAGGCAUGAGGUAUAUUCCUGGGAUGAUUGUUAUUGGAACUGAGGUCACCUUCACUUUACUGGAGUUGCAUGGUAAACAUUUAGCAGAACUGAGAAGCAAAGAUGGGAAUAUAAGACAUAAAAGCUAUAUAUAUUAUUCAAAACCUAGAAAUUUGCUGAAGAAAGAAGAUCGAGAUAUCCUGCUCGAAUCUUUUGUAAGGUUGAAUAAUAAAAAGUAAUUAGGUUUUUGAAAUGUACAUAACAAUAAUGAAAAAUAUAUAUUAAGACAGUUUAUGAAAGGUUUAUAAAUUUUGUUAGCAUAAGCUGUUGGGAAUUUGAUAUUUUUUCUCUGACUCCUUUAUGGUUUGUGGUUGAGGGGGCAUUAAGUUUAACCUUGUCUAUCUGUACAUCUGUCUGUACGUCUGUCUGUAUGUCCCAGAAUAAGUCCCAUAACUUUAGUUUGCCUCAAACAAAUGUAAUUAAACUUAAACACAAUGCUUAUUACCACCAAACACAGAUCAAGUUAUCA
This is a messenger RNA of Mytilus californianus (California mussel), 1073 nucleotides long. RefSeq lists its product as uncharacterized. The transcript has 4 exons. Lineage: Eukaryota; Metazoa; Mollusca; Bivalvia; Mytilida; Mytilidae. The coding region runs from base 55 to 783 and encodes 242 amino acids. The record is from RefSeq and is a predicted model, not a curated record.